AUGCCGUCCGAAGCAAACAUUCCUGUCUGUACGAAGACCUUUCGACUUAACAAUGGCAGAAGUAUCCCAGCAGUUGGACUAGGCACAUGGCAAGGCCAAUUUGGCACCGAUGAGACUGAAGCUUUGAAAAAGUCCAUAAUCUACGCGCUCAACAACGGCUAUCAUCUGAUCGAUACUGCUCAGUACUAUGGAAUCGAAUCAGUCGUUGGAGAAGCCAUCCGCGACUCUGGGGUUCCUCGAGAGAACAUCACCGUGAUCACGAAGCUAUGGGGAAGUUCAUUCCACGAUCCUGCAGCAGCGUUAGAAAAGUCUCUGAGUGACAUGAACAUCGGCUACAUUGACCUCUUCCUCAUGCACUGGCCCAACACGAUGUCGCCGGACGAUCUGCCACAGAAGUACCCAGGUAAUCCACCAUUCUGGGAAGCCUGGAAGUCGAUGGAGAAGCUCGUCGGAGACAAAUGCAAAUCCAUCGGUGUGAGUAACUUUACACAGAAGACCCUUGACAAACUCCUGGAGAAUGCCAGUAUCGUCCCUGCCGUUAACGAGGUCGAACUCCAUGCCUUGAACCCAAACAACAAACUAGUACCAUACUGUGACGACAAGGGCAUCAGAGUCAUCAGCUGGAGCACACUAGGAAGCGAGAGACUCGAUACAGGCACCAACCCAAUACUCACAGAUAAGCUCUUCGUCGACAUUGCCACAAAGCACAAGUGCUCGACUGGAGUGGUGUCGCUUUCUUGGGCAGUCCAGAGAGGAGUGGUUGUCAUACCCAAGAGUAGCAAGCUCCAUCGAAUCGACGAGAACAUCCGGCUUGUCACACUUGACGACGAAAGCAUGGAAGCAAUCAGCCAUGCAACGGACACAAUCGAGAAGAUCAGACUAGUGCACAUCAUUCCGGGCCUGCAAUACCAUCUAGAUGGCAAGGACACAAUUCUGGGCUGGAGUGUAGAAGACUUUGGAUGGGAAGACAAGGACGGCAAUUGGCUUGCGUGA
Molecule: messenger RNA, 993 nt
Organism: Recurvomyces mirabilis
Lineage: Eukaryota; Fungi; Ascomycota; Dothideomycetes; Mycosphaerellales; Teratosphaeriaceae
Exons: 2
Coding region: 1-993 (330 amino acids)
Molecular function (GO): oxidoreductase activity
Source: RefSeq, a predicted model, not a curated record